Molecule: messenger RNA, 838 nt
Organism: Paramecium sonneborni
Lineage: Eukaryota; Ciliophora; Oligohymenophorea; Peniculida; Parameciidae
Source: the annotation of a GenBank genome assembly
AUGUUUCAUAUCUUAUAAAAGGGGAGGAUAGAAUUAGUGAAUUUGAAGCAUUAUAUCAUUAUAGUGACUCUCAUAUUCUUAGAGUAACUUUAUUACAAAGAUGGCCAGGAUGCUAUGUUCCUCCAAUUCCAGCAAAAUAAGCUUUAGUAUGGAAUAUAUAUAAUAGUUUAGGGAAAUAGUGAUUAAAAAGUUGUUGAGGAUUUUAAAACAUUCUUAUAAUAUUUCCUAGAAUAAGUAGCUAAAUUACGACAUCUAUAUUUUUCUGAUUAAUGUUAAACCUUAUUAAGAACAUAGAAUACUGAUAUGGAGAAAGUAAUAUAAUUUAAUUGGCAUUAUAAAGAUUACCAAAAUAAUCUGUAUUUGAUGUCUAUGAAAAAUUUAAGAAAAAUUUCCCUCAUUCAAAUGGAAAAGAAGUGAAUUCUGAUCUAUUAUUGAAAGUCUUUUAGCUUUUCCUUUUAUUUAAAUAAAAGUACUAAAUAAUUAGAAAGUCUUAAAGAAUAAGUGAAAGUAUUAGCUGUAUCUAAAAACCAAUAUACAGAUUAAUUUAGUAAUUCAACUCUUUUCUAUUUUAAGAUAUUAUGAUUUAAUUUAUUUAAUUCUUGAAAGAGUAUUAAAUUAUAUUUUAAGAUUAAAAAAUCUACAUUAUCUGAAUAUGAAUAAUAAAACAGAGAAUUUAAUUUUUACAAAUUAGAAUGACGUAAAUGUUACUGCAAGAGAAAUAGUAUUACUUAUUUACUAUUUCAAAAAGAUUAAAAUUCUUAAACAAUUAAUUUAGAUUAUUAAAUUGAUUUGUUAAGAAUUGAAUGUAGAGAAGUGGAAGCAUUUCAAGAAACCUUGA